CAAAUUUUCUUUCCAAAAAAUUACAAAUAUUUGAACAAUAUAACAAAUUUUAGUAACAAAAUUAUAAAAUAUAUGUUUAGUACAAAUAAAAAUCCGUAAACUAAAAAUAUGAAGUCUCUUGUAUUUAUUCAAGCAUUUUUUUUAAUCAUUACAAUUAAUGUAAAUAUUAUUAAUACUCGUUCGAUAAAUCGAAGAUACACUACGACUAAUGAGGAAAAACAAACUGGAAAUGAAAAUAAUUUAAUGCAGGGUAUUGGUUGUAAACCAGAGUGCGCAUCAUGCCCAGCAAAUAUGAGAAUAUGCUUUCAAAAACAUAAUUGUAAAAAUACUCGUGCCUCAAACAAUGAUGCUGCUAACGAAGAUUGUGAAUCGAAAUGUGUGAAAUGUUCAGAGAAAACGCAUCAAAUAUGUUGGAUCAGUGGAAAUUGUAAUAUUGAACAAAUAAUCGAAUUACCUGACAACAACAUAUCACCUGUAAAUCACACGGAAAAAUUACAAAUAAUUAAUAUUUAUACAUCAAAGAAUACGAACAUUGAUAUUUUCGCUGAUAGUGCUGAUAAAAAGGCAAAAGAAAGGAAAUCAAACGAACAAAAAACCAUUAACAUUAACUUCGGUGAUGACGAUAAGAAACGUGAAAAUUAUACGAUGAUACUAAACAGUAACGAAAUUACCAUCAUUAAUGACAACAACAAGAAUAAAGAAAAUGAGCCUUCAACGGAGAAACAACAAUCGUUUAAACCUUCUACAAAAUCAAUAGAAAACUCAACACCUGUAAAUUCUAAUAAUUCACUACCUGAUUCUUCUUCUCAACCGGCAUCAAACAAAUCUUUCUAUCACUCACAUUCAAACUCAGAUGAAAAUUAUUCAUCUUAUUCCGUUGAAAAAGUACCAAAUCCUAUUCUAAAGAGUAGAAAAUUUGCAUUGAAAUCACUUGCUUUGAAAGAACCAAAUCUAAAUAAUUUAAACGAAUCAUAUGAGAAUGUUAAAUUUAAUUCUGAGUCACUUUCAACUGGGGUAUUCAGUGAUGAAAAAAAUUUAACGCCAUCAAAUAGUAUUGAAUCGGAAUGUUUAUUAAAUGAAUCGAAUAGUUUAUUAGAUGAAAAUAGCUCAAUAAAUUUAAUGUUAACACCAAAAACUAAAAGAAUGCAUGCUUCAUCUAAAUUUAAGGAAUAUGAACGACUCGUAAAACAAGUACUCACAGGUAGAAAUCUAUCUAAAGGUGAUUGGAAUCAAAUUGAUUUAUCUGAUUCUACAGAAGAAAAGUUUAGUCCAAAUGUUACAACAAAAACGAAACCAAAUUCAGAAUUGAAUGAAAGUGAUUAUUCAUCUGCAUCUGAGACAAAUAAAUCAGAUGGAGAAGAGAUGGCAACACAGAAAUCAAAGCCAGAUUUGAAUGAAAUGGAUGAUGUAUCUGAAACUGAAGAAAGCUUUGAGACAGGAAUCAAUAAAUUAAUAAAUGAAACAAUCUUUUUAUCUGAAUCAAAAGAGUCAAUAGAAGAUAUCACGACUAUCAGGCCUAACACUAAAACCGAAACUACAGGUUCAGAUUCUGAAAUUGUUGAUUAUUAUGAAGACAUCACGACUAGUAAGCCUAAAAAUGAAACUAAAACUACGAAUUCAGAUUCUGCUCAGACAAAUGAAGACAAAUCAAACACCGACCCAAAAAAAGAUUAUGAAGGCAUCAUGAGUAGUAAGCCUACAGAGCAAACUACAAUGGCGAUACCGAAAGAUGAUCAAAUAAAAGCGGAUAAUGAAAUUAGUGAAGAGGAAGAUUGCGAAGAAAAUGAUGAUGAAGACUAA
Messenger RNA from Chrysoperla carnea, 1800 nucleotides. Its product is annotated as probable serine/threonine-protein kinase DDB_G0283337. The coding region runs from base 109 to 1800 and encodes 563 amino acids. Lineage: Eukaryota; Metazoa; Arthropoda; Insecta; Neuroptera; Chrysopidae. The transcript is spliced from 4 exons. The record is from RefSeq and is a predicted model, not a curated record.